Messenger RNA from Metarhizium brunneum ARSEF 3297, 1335 nucleotides. RefSeq lists its product as uncharacterized. The record is from RefSeq and is a predicted model, not a curated record. Lineage: Eukaryota; Fungi; Ascomycota; Sordariomycetes; Hypocreales; Clavicipitaceae.
AUGAGUGGCUCCUCCGGAGAGUCAUUACAAAUCAUCAACACGGUGGAAAUAGGAACCGGUUCGUUUCCGCAAUUCACAAAACUUCCCCCGGAGAUUCGUUCUAUGAUAUGGACGCAAUCACUCUGUCAUGAACGCUUUAUUCGAGUGGAACUUUUGCUAGGAAGAAGUCCUCAAGACCUAUUAGACGAGGAUCGACCAGACUACUAUAUUCGACUAGAUGCGCAUAUUCUGCAAGAACUGGACGCUCGGUCAAAUCACCGUGCUCGCCUUGACCGGGAGAAUAGCUUCCUGGUUGUCUUGAGAAACAGGCAUGAGAUAAGCAAGCUCUUCCGGGUUUGCUCCGAGUCGCGACAAAGUGCCAUGGGUUUCUAUCGUGUUAAAGUGCCUUGCUAUUAUAAGCAGCUGGGCGAAUAUCCGACCGAAGGUACAUUCUAUUUCAAUCCGGAGCUGGAUUUUUUGGAUAUUGUUGGGUUGAAAUUCCUUCCCAGAUUCGCCAACACACUAUUGGUUAAUGAUCCCUGGCAUGUCGGACUCAUCAACCUAGGGUGUGUAUGGCGUCAUGCUAGGGGAUACUACGAUCCUUUGUUUCAGCCGAUCGAGGGCGACGAGCAUCUUGUACGUCAACUUCUGUCAAGACUUCGUCGUGUCAUCUUCGGCUACAAUGGACACUUUGGGCGUGGUAUUCAGAAUCGUAUGGCUCAGAGGUACGGAUGGAAGCCUCAGUUACAUCGGUCCAGACCCAUACUGGCCUCUGUCUCCAAAUUUCAGAGGUUGCCACAGGAUCCCAGGUCAGUUGAAGCAGAGUUGACCAAGACUUUCUUGGGCUACUCGGAUCCGCGAGACCAGAUGUACCGCUGGUUCAGGCUUUUGGAGCACUGGCAAAUCGAGCAUCCCAAUCAUCGUGUCGAUUAUCGUUAUAUGGUUGCUGUUAACAAUACACGGGUGACGGACCGAGACGAAGCACUUUUUGCGCUCAGAGAAGAGAAGGAGGAAUGGAAUAGAUGCCAGGAGGCGUAUAUGGCCAACGGGGUACCCUGCGAGGAAGACGAUGAUGAACUUGCUUCAGCCUAUGGGUUCUGGCUCUUUCCCAUAAAUGCAUUCGGGCGCAUCCCAAAGGCCAAUAACCGGAUCCGUCAUAUUGGUAGAAGUUAUCUCGAGAGUCGGCCCAGGGUUUGGAAGUUUGGGAAGGCAUGGGAUGUAUCGAAGGAGUCGCCCGAGCUCUGCCUGCAAUACCUCCCCAAGGUACCAUUGUCAGAGCCCGAGGACAAUCGGACUAGCAGGCUAUGGAAGUCACCAAAACAUCGUCCAUGCAUGAGAGACCGAUUCCCUUUAUAG